Zasmidium cellare ATCC 36951 is the source of this 1887-nucleotide messenger RNA. RefSeq lists its product as uncharacterized. Lineage: Eukaryota; Fungi; Ascomycota; Dothideomycetes; Mycosphaerellales; Mycosphaerellaceae. The record is from RefSeq and is a predicted model, not a curated record. The transcript has a single exon. Gene Ontology annotation, molecular function: ferric-chelate reductase activity. The coding region runs from base 1 to 1887 and encodes 628 amino acids. Gene Ontology annotation, biological process: intracellular iron ion homeostasis; iron ion transport; copper ion import. Gene Ontology annotation, cellular component: plasma membrane.
AUGGAUGGAGGCCAUAGCGGCCAUGAUAUGAGCGGCAUGACCAUGAGCGGUGGGAUCUUUACGCCUGGAGACGAGCUCAUCGCACGAGACUUCUGGUACGGCAUUGCCGGAUGCGUCGGACUCCUCACAAUCAUCAGAAUCGCGACUGCGCUGGAGACCAGACAGCGUCUAAAGCGACAGCAACGAGAGCCACAUUCGAUAUCUUCAAGACCGAAAGGAUGGCUAUCACAAGCGUUUGCUACCACCACUGCGACUGUACGAGAAGGCUUGUAUCCUCAGCCUGUCCAUUUCACUGGCCGCUUCAGCAAAUACUUCACGCCACUAUCUGUCGGUAAAUGGCUCCUCCUUACAUUCUACUGGGUCGUCCUGCUGUGCUUUCUCUGGAGCAACACGAUCCUCAAACCCAACAACCCAAUGUACGCCUACAAGUGGGAGAAGGUCGGCUUUCGAGCAGCCUGGGUCACGGUCUCGCAAAUCCCCUUCAUCUACUUGCUUUCAUGCAAGUUCAAUCCCAUCAGUCUUCUAACGGGUAUCUCGUAUGAACGAUUCAACUGGCUUCACCGAUGGGCUGCGAGGACAGUCUUUCUGACUGCGAUCGUCCACUGGAGCUUUUUCUUCACGGAGUGGGAUAUCGCGAAGAUCGUAAGCUACGAGUUCGAACUCAUGCCCAUGGUCAAGUACGGCUUUGGAGCUUGGGCAAUCAUUGGCUGGAUGGUUCUCUCUGGAUUUGGGUUCUUCCGCAAUAUAAAUUACGAGAUUUUUGUCUUGCAACAUAUCGCUGCUGCGGCUGUGUUGCUGUGGGUGCUGUUCGUUCACGUACCCACGUACGCUCAAUACAACAUCUGGAUGUCCGUCGCAUUCAUCACUUUUGACUGGGGUGCUCGAAUCAUUUGGGCUCUUUUGCGCAAUACACAUAUCCUCGGCCGGGUAGGCCGGAGGCUUCCUGGAUACGCAGCAAGGCUGGAGCCUUUACCUGGUGACGUUGUCCGCCUGACCAUCGACGAAGCAGACUUCUCCUGGAAAGCAGGUCAGCACGCAUACAUCACCAUUCCCGGUCUCUUCCGUCCCUUCGAGACACAUCCUUUUACCAUCGCAAACGCCCCGAGCAGCAAAGACUCGAGCCAACGACGCUUGACUAUGCUGAUUCAAGCUCGGUCAGGCUUCUCGCGGAGCUUGCACAAAGCCGCUUUGAAGAGUGAGGGCACCGAUCAGCAAUAUCGAACCUUUAUCCUGGGGCCAUGGGGCAUGCCCCCUGAUCUAUUACAAUACGACACUCUCGUCCUCAUUGCAUGCUCAUCUGGGGCAUCUUUCAUCAUGCCUUUAUUGCAAGAUGUCAUGCGAAGGCGAGGAUGUGUUCGCGCGAUAACAUUACAUUGGAUCAUCAAAGAAGACAACCACUUCUCGUGGUUCGGCGACGAACUGUCCGGCCUGGCGGAGCUAUACAAGAAGUCGACAACAUCGUUGCAGAUCAGCGUCCACAUCACGAGAUCUGACGGGUCGCCUAGCGAUGUCAUUGCGUCUGCUGCGGCUGAGACCAAGCCUGGUCCUGAAGUUGAGACGUUCAUGGUGGACUCUUCAUCAGAAGCUGGCUCCAGUCUUCGCAAGGCGGGGUCCACAGAGAAAGAGGCUCAUCCUUCACUAUUGCAGCAUAAUAGGCGGAGAGAGCCAUCUCUGAGCAGGAAAUAUGCUGGAAGGCCUACACUGGAUUCGAUGAUACGGCCGUCGGUUGAGUCGGCGCUGGGCGAAACUGCCAUUGUCGUAUGCGGCGGCCAAUCUAUCACCGCGCAGAGUCGGACAUAUGUCGCCGCUCUGUCAGAUGAGCGGGCGGUGCACAAGGGAACAGGCGCACAAGGAAUCAUGCUGUAUACCGAGACGUACGGGUGGUAA